AUGAUCUAUCCCCACACUGCCUUUAUAGAGUCACUGGCGCAGUUACAGUCUAGCGCGUGCCCGUUCCCUCCGGCGGGGCUCGGCCUAGCGCUGGUACACCGUGCCCUUCGGCGUGCGGUUCUUCCAGUCGUAGUCGCUCCCGAAGCCCUGGCCGCCCAUGACAGACUCCUUGGCGGGCGAGAGGUCGAUGCCGGCGUUCUUCGUGUAAGCCGCGUACGCGGCCUUCAGCUUGCCGGCGUCCUUGGCGUCGACGGCGGCGAAGAUAUCGGCCGUGCCCUCCUGGGCGACGGCCUUGGCCGCCUUGGCCGCGGGCGUCUUGAGCUGGUACGCGCCCGAGUUGAACAGGAUGAACGCGUUCUUCUCGUCGGCGACGGCCGCGAAGUCGCCCUUGGAGACCGCGCCCGAGAGCGCCGCGAUCCGGCCGCCGUAGAUGCCGCGCGACCGCGCGACCGUCGCCGUCGACACGGCACCGUCGGCCGACGCGACCUGCGGCAGCGCGAGCGCGCCCGCGACGGCGCCGGCGACCUUCUGGAGCGCCGCGCGCCGGUUCGCCGCGACGCCCGUGGCCGGCGCCGGCGCGAGUGCCGCCGCGCCGGUCGCGAACAGGGCGAUCAGGACUUUCUGCAUGUUGGGACGCCUGCGUUCGCCGCGGGGGAGAAUCGCGCCGCGCGCGGGGCCGACGCCGGCGCCCCGCCUUCUCUCUCGUGCCCUCUUCUUCGGGGCGGCGCCUCGUAGCAGAGCCGUUGGAAGGGCCGAGCUGAGUGAGCGCCGCCGCCGCCCGCUCCGCUGGAGCCGCAUGGCAGCGACUGACGCUCAGCGACCGGGCUGCGUCCGCCGGCGCCGUCUCGCGGCUUUCUGGCGACGUCGACAGACAUAGCUGACUUCGCGUCUCGGGUUGUUCAGGGCGCCGCUGAGAGACGUGUUUGCCGCAGUGGCUUGAUUGCAGCUAAUCUGCAG
This is a messenger RNA of Pelagomonas calceolata, 957 nucleotides long. Lineage: Eukaryota; Pelagophyceae; Pelagomonadales; Pelagomonadaceae. The record is from the annotation of a GenBank genome assembly.